GCAUAUAAGUUAUUGUGGGACAAAUCAUGGAAUGGGUGGUUGAUGACUUAUUUGGUGUCACCAAUGCUACCCUGGCUCCGGCCAUUAGCUACCGGUUUCAUUUUUGUUUUGUUAUCUCUUGUUCACAUGAAUUGUCUCUAUUUCUGGUGGGAUUUGUUGAGAAGCUAUUGUGAUUCAUAGUAAAAGUACCAUAGAGGACCUUAUUCUAGUAGUCAAAUUGCAUUUUGCCCCCUUUACUCAAAAAAUAAAUAAAUUAGUCUUUGUACGUUAGAUUAAAGAGUAAAUUGGUUCUUUUGUUAAAAAUUUCAUCCAUUUCUAUUGUUAAAAAUUGAUCUUUGUACAUCAGCAUGAGGUAUACAUGGCAUGUCACGUAUAAUUGUUUGGCUUUUUAGUUAAUCACCCUAACUUUUAACAAUAGAAAUGGAUGAAUUUUUUUAACAGAAGAGAUUAGUUUGAUAUUUAUCCAUUUUUUGAGUAGAGGAGGCAAAAUAUAUUCUGACACUUAAUGCAGGGGCCUCCGUAAUCCUUUUACCAAUGAUUGAUCUACAUCUUAACCGAACUUGUAAUAAGUUCAAUUCUCACGAAAAAGUUUUAGGUGAAAUGGUAUGGUACAUUAAGGGUAAGGGGAUUAGAAAGGAAAAGGCAAUCAACGAUCUCCUUAUAAUUAGUUUUAAUGAUCACACGAUGCUAGCCUUUUCAUUCUUGCAAAUGAACAAGCCUGUUUGAGUGCCAAGGCUUCAACUGAUUUGAUUGAUCCAACCACUUUCCAGAGGCUCAAUCCAACAAUUAGUCUCCCUGUUCAAUUUCGGCAGACGGCCAAUCCUCCCCAAGGAAGCAUCACAAUUUAUCUUUAUGGCAUUCGGAGGGGGGCAUUGCCACAUAGUAAGGUCGUGCGCAUGAGGUGGAUUUGACGAAGACUCAAACAUCGCUUCCGUAAAACUCACAUAAGCGUGAGAAGUUGCAAGCCAUUUGUGAUCGAAUCGCCCUUCAUGCUAUUGAAGACCAACUCAUUCCUAGCUUUCUAGACAUGCCAGUACAAGCCUGACAUGACCUCUGUUGCUCCUGUAAAUGAGUAGUAGUAGACCUGUUUAAUGACACGGAACGGAAGAAACCAAACCAAACCAUUUUUAAUAGUUUGAUGACUACGUGCUCUACAUGAUCGAGCGGUCAAACCAUUGUAUUAGUGCUCUGCAUGAUUUAAAUCAUGAUGUUGAAUAUUAUGACGGCGGCAAGCCAUGGUUGAACAAAUAAUAAGCCAACAACUUUGAUUCAUCUAAUUAGAACUAAAAAAUAUUUGAAUAAAAGACUACUUAAAUUCAAAACGAUAUUGACUCCGCCCUGCUAAUUAAAUACCAUUUUAAUUAGCACAUGUCGUGCUGUUCAGUGUUCACUUUCUUUCCGUUUCAAGGUUGGUGCCAUUUCUGUUUCCGUUUGGUAAUUUCAUUUUCUCCCUCCUUUUCCUUCCUCUCCAGAAAAAAAAAAUCAAUAGCAGAAGAAAACGAGAACAGCCAUCUCCCCCUCCCCCCCAUGGCAGAUUCCAACCCUACUCGCGUAUCAGUUCAUCAAGCUCUUGGAGGUGGCACAGUUGCCGAUGUGCUGCUGUGGAGAGAAUGGUGUAGCGGUGUUGUGAUGCUCACCUCGUCAACCAUGGUGUGGUACCUUUUUGAAAGAGCUGGUUAUAAUUUCUUGUCUUUCAUGGCCAACGUAUUGUCGCUCCUUGUCGCUAUUCUCUUCUUCUGGGCCAAAUCUGCUUCUCUUCUCAACAGGUCUUUGCCACCCCUUCCUAAUUUAGAGAUUUCUGAGAACACUGUUGUGAUUAUUACUGAUGUGUUACACCAAUGGAUCAACCAUACAUUAUCCAUUGCACAUAACAUUGCAAUUGCAAGAGAUUUGAAGUUUUUUCUUAAGGUUGCCGUCAGCUUGUGGUUAGUUUCGUACAUAGGUAGUCUCUUCGAAUUCCUCACUCUGGUCUAUAUUGGAGUUGUUCUUAGUCUAUCAGUUCCGGUGGUAUACGAUAAGUACCAGCACUUCAUCGACGAGAAGCUUUGUGUGACACGCAGAUUCAUUCAAACACAAUAUAGGAAAAUCGAUGAAAUGGUAUUGAGGAAGCUUCCUUUGCCCUCAAACGGUGGAUACCCCCUACAUUCUUGAUUUGCAGGUUUGUUUUAUACAUUUGUGGUUAUAAUUUACAUGUUCAUUGGGUUUUAGACAGAUUUACUAAUGGUGGAGGAAACCCUGUUUAUAUUUUAUCAGAAACUCAGUAAUUCAGUGUUGUAUUAAUACAUGUAUUUAUUAAAAAAAUGCCAAGGGUGGCUUGUAAAACAGUUAUCAGCAGUAAAAUCACGUUCAACUAUUCUACAUUUA
Gossypium raimondii (Peruvian cotton) is the source of this 2364-nucleotide messenger RNA. Its product is annotated as reticulon-like protein B11. NCBI's taxonomy places the organism in Eukaryota, Viridiplantae, Streptophyta, Magnoliopsida, Malvales, Malvaceae. Bases 1369 to 2151 code for a protein of 260 amino acids. The record is from RefSeq and is a predicted model, not a curated record. The transcript is spliced from 5 exons.